Messenger RNA from Mercurialis annua (annual mercury), 1210 nucleotides. RefSeq lists its product as uncharacterized. Lineage: Eukaryota; Viridiplantae; Streptophyta; Magnoliopsida; Malpighiales; Euphorbiaceae. The record is from RefSeq and is a predicted model, not a curated record. The transcript has a single exon. The coding region runs from base 138 to 698 and encodes 186 amino acids.
AUUAUUAAUUUUAAACUCUCUCUCUAAAUUUUUCUUUUCUCUCUCUAAAAUUUUCUUCGCUUCCAAACACAAAAUUAUUCCCAAAAAGCUUUUGAAAUUUUAACCUAAACUCAAAAUAUUUUGUAGCAGACCAAAAAAUGGGCGUUGCAAUUCUGAAUCCGCAAGACUGCCUUCAAAAUCCAUUAUCAUCACGGCGAGGUUUAAUUUCCUUACCCCCAGAAAUGAAAUUGUAUCGGAACCCUAACCCUAACCCUAACCCGACUCCUAACCCUAAUAAUCGGUCAAAUCGGGCUCAACCCAACAGAAGAAAGCGAAGCCCUAACACCUCUCCACCCGCACGCGCCGCCGUAGUAGCCAAAGUGGAGGCCGAAAAAAUUCCUGUUUUAGGGCAGGUCAAAAUUCUUAAACGCGGUGAGCAGUUACCAAAACUGUCCCCGGCGAAGGCGGUUUCUCAACCUAUUAACAUAGAGAAGAAAAAAGACGUAGAUCUGGAUCUUGGUUCAACCCACCGUCUUGGACCGGAUCCGGACCGUGUACAGACUCAGAUCUGCUUCCGAUCUACCGGUUUUUACGCCGGAUCUGCUUUUUUUACUUCCCCUCCGCCUAGUUCGCUUCCUGUACCAGCGUUUUUCACGAAGAAGAAUAAUAUCGAUGAUGCCACGUGUGACCUAAGAAGGAUGUUAGGUCUCAGCUUAUAAUUAAUCAUCUGACCCGAUCCGGUGAUGGUAGUGGUCGUGGGUUUGGAUCGGCAUGGAAUCUUUAGGGGUGUGUUUGGAUCGGCAUGGAAUCUUUAGGGGUGUGGUUGGAUCGGCAUAAUUGGGAAGCUAAUAGUUAGGGUUUGUAUUUGUUGUUUUUCAUUUUCAAUGAAAUCUUCCCUUAUUUUUUCAAGGGGAAGAUUGAGUUGGCGACUUGAACUCAAAUCAACUACGCAAUUUAUGGGUUCGUGCGUGUGAUUAUAUGUAAAAGCACGCAGGCGGACGCGUUUUGUUGCGGUACUACCUAUUUAGUUUAGUUCUAAGUUUAAUUUAAUAGUUUAUGUUGGAAAUUUAUGUAUAGCUUUGAUUAGCUGUUGAAGGUAAGGGGUUAGUUAGAAUUAAGGAGUUUAUUUUAUAAGGUUUAUUUAAUUUUAGCUGGGUAAUUUCUUGUACUUUGUCUUUGUAUUCUGCCUUAAAUUUGAGUAAAGUUUAUAUAUUCUGUUUUUAGUUUUUAA